CAUAUUUAACAGCUGUUGUGUCAGUGAAUUGUGGGUUCUCUUCCAUACUGUGGUCCCUGUUCUUUUCUGUUCAGGGUUUUUUUUUUCUUCUAGUCUGUUGCUUUCAUUAGGCCCUAAUGUGUGCUGUGUGUUUAUUUAGUAUUUCUAGUAUCAUGUUGUAUGUUGCUUCACUCAUAUGUCAACUCCUGGGUGUAUUGUAUGAUCUCUGUCUAAUGUUCUCUAAUUCUUUGCUCUCGUGUUUCAUUGUGGUUGUGUAUCCUAACUUCUUGCUCAUCAAUUUUUAUUCUUGCAGGACCGAUUAUUGCCUCAUACUCACUUCUGAAAAAACUUUAAGUUUAGCUGUUUGUUUUUUUUGUAAACGCCUUGUUCAACUCAACUUCCCCCUCUGCCUCUUUCAUCUUGACAAAAAAGAACAAAGCUGGUGCACAACACGAGGCUUGACAGAUGCAAAUUCGCGGCUUACCGCCCAUUCUCUACAGACUGACAUGCCUCCAAAGUCCAAGAACUUGAUAUCCAGGAUGAAACUGAAAACGAAGCCGUUCAUUUUUCUGCUGGCCAUAACCUUCACAGGAUUUCUCCUGACGUCUCACUGGCUGCAGCAAAGCUUGUGUGGCUGUUUUUCUAGAGACAUUCUGCCGUUCAUCCGUCGCGUUGAGCCUUUUCUGUCUGCGAACAACAGCAUCUCUGAAGACGCCUUCAUAUGGUGGACGCGCUUACAGGAUGAACGACGAGACUUUGAUUACUAUAAAGCGACAGUUAACAAGCUCUUUGAGAUAUUCCCGCCUAAUCCCACCUUUGGAAAAUGGAGCACAGGCAGAAUCAGAACGUGUGCCGUAGUGGGGAACUCUGUUAAUCUGAAAGGAUCAGGCUAUGGACGUCUGAUAGAUAUGAACGAUGCCAUCAUAAGAAUGAACUUUGCUCAAAUCCGAAGUUAUGAGGCUGAUGUCGGCACUAAAACAACUCAUCAUGUCAUGUAUCCAGAGAGUGCUGUGGAUUUAGAUAAUACCACCCAUCUUGUGCUGUUUCCCUUCAAAAUACAAGAUAUGGAAUGGCUCAUCAAGGCCCGCACAACGGGAUUCUACGGCAGAAAAUCGUACGCGCCAGUAAAACCCAAAAUACAAGCCAACAAUGACUUGGUGAAGGUGAUCAGCCCAGCCUUCAUGAGGUAUGUUCACGAAGUCUGGCUGCGCAAGAAAAUGGCCUAUCCAUCCACUGGCUUUAUGGUUCUGGUUGCUGCCCUUCACGUUUGCGAUCAGGUCAGUGUGUUUGGAUUCGGAGCAGACAGUGAUGGAAAUUGGAGCCAUUACUUUGAAGUACUGACAAACAAAAGAUUUAAAACGGGAGAGCAUCCAGGACAAGAAGAAUAUUCUGUUAUGCAGCUGCUAGCUGACCAAAACUCAAUCAAAUUCUACAAAGGAAAGAGCAAUAAGCCCAACUGACGUCAUCCUGGGUUUUGCCGGGUCCCAGAGUGGAACAUUCAAUUAAAACCAGCAGAAAUGGGUUCAAUCUGACCAAAUAUCGUUUACAAUUCUUCUUGAGGUGAACAGUAAAACUCUUAUCCUUUACAUGAUCAUGAUGUGGUUGUAUUUUCCUGGAGCAGUGCACAAGAGAGAUAUCUUAUUGUAUUUAUUUUCUAAGUAAUUUAUUCUGUUUGUUUUUAAGCACGUGAGCUUAGAAACAAACAGCAGUAUCAUGACCUUGAUCUGGUUUUUGCUGUCAGUUUAUUUUGAAGUAAAAGUGGAUUUCAUUUUGUCAUUACUUUUGUUUCCUUAUCUGUUUUCAGUUAUUAAAUUUCUUUUGAAUUGUGCGUAAUUGUAUUAUAGAUAAAUGCUUCUAAGCUAUCAUGAGCCACCACAGUUUGUGCUUUUGUUCUCAAUCUCAGAACUAAAGUUUCUUUGUUUCUUGCUAUAUCUGUUCCUUCAGGGGUUUUUUUGGGGGUUUUUUAAAUUCAUUACAAAUCUGCCAACAUCCUAUUUGUAUUUGUGUCUUCAUCACCAACAAACCAUAAAUAGUAAAUGGACUGAAUUUUUACUCACUUUUUCACACCUUUACUUUAGAGCCACACAAACAUUCAUGCCCUUAAAACACAGAUGGCCUGACAGAUUGUGGUUUGGUGGCUUGCUAACUACCACACAUGUCAGGAACCUGGAGUCAAACCCACAACUGAAAAAUCUGUUAUUACACUUUUCACUGAGUUACAAAGCCUGUGUGGAAAUAUUUCCAUAAAAGAAUGUCUAAUAACCUGUUUUUAGUGACGGCCUCAUGUCUUGUCUCUAAGGAAUCUUCCCUUAGGUCCAUCACAGGUUUAUCAACUCAUCAUAGCCGUCAUCCAGGUUUAAAGAAGCUGUUUGUGAAACACACCAACUAUGGAAGUUGUUAAGAAAAUAAACAAGUCUUUCCUAAGGUGAAACACAGAGUCAAUCAAAAACGAAUCGAAAUGCGUUUUUAUUAUUAUUUUAUUAAGAAGUAAAACAAAGAAUAUGAGCAGUGACUCUCCUGGCGAAUCCAGAAUGAAGAAAAGAUAAAAGUACAUCGUUUUAAUGUCCACCAGCCCCAACCAGGUCAACCACUAGCUCCCUCCAACAUGAAAGGUGCUUUAUAGCUAAAAUUGAUUGCUUUAUUGAUUGAUUGAAAUAAAACAAGUUGGACAUAACGAAGUCAAAGCAAAUGAUUUGCUUAAAGGGGAGUUAUGAUUCAAAAUUCACUUUAUACACGUUUGUUUUAAGGCCCACCUCUAAAAUAAGACGACACAUCUCAUGGGGUCGUCCUUGACUCAAACAAAUUGAAGUUAUCUUGGCUCGUCGACCAAAGUGGAAAUAUAGAAAAUAAAAUGUAAUUUGUACUUUUAUUUAUAAUAAUAAUAAAUAAUAGAUUUUAUUUAUAAUGCCCUUUAUGUCUUGACAAAAAAAAAAAACAUAACAUUAACAGGCAAUUAUAAUGAAUGAAAAUAACUACAUAAAUUAAGAAAGAAGGGAUUAAAAGAAAAUAUCUAAAAAUGUGAACAAAACGUUUUGCUGCAAAAAAAAAAAAAAAAAAAAGAUUUGACCAUUUGGGUCUUAAUUGUUUCUGAAGCAACCCGAACACUUAAACAACAAAUAACAGCUAACUGCUUUUUUAUUUUUUUGGAGGGGGGGAUACAUUAAUAUGUUUUGGUAUCUGGAAAAUGAGUCGUUACAAAAAUGUCCUGACUGCUGAGUCACACUUCACGGUUUCCCAGCAAACCCUGCCGAGUUCCAGCAUGUUUGGUCAGCCGUACAAUGGCUGGAAAAUAAAAGUGUUUUAUUGUGGACUUACAGUCCAGAAACCACUUGCUGUAUUCUUGUUGGCUGUGCAGGAGGCUCCACUUCUGUUCGCAGCCAUUCUCACAUGUGAGCGUUGAAUUGGAGGAGCGUUGCCAACAGCAACUUAUUUGGAUUUAAAGUGACAGGAGGUCCUAGAGCAACUCAAAAUAGACAGGACUGAGCAGACUAUGAUCUCAUUAUUUAAGAAUAAUUUUGUGCAAAAAAAAAACAUGUACUGAACAGGUUUUGUGCAGCCCAUAGACUUAUGCUCACCUGUUCAAGGAAGCACCUAUUGGUCACCUUUCAAACCAUGCCACUCUAGGAACAGUUAAUGUGUUCAUCGCAUGUCGACAUUCUGGUCUAGCAAAGAACAAAAGGAUACGACAUUGUAAAUCACAGCCAUGUAUCUGACUGUACCAGUUAUGCUGCUUGGAGGUGUUCUAAAGCCGAGUCUUAUGCUAACAAGUCAAAACCGGAUAUUCAAGCUUAGCUAAAAGAUAGCGGGCGGAAAAAAAUCAAAGCGGAGAUAAGCUGAUAGAAGAGAACUGAUUGUAUUCUUAUUUUUAAAGUCAUUGAGGGGCAAGAUGGAGGAAAGUAUCAGGUCUGUCACGGCUGAAAGAAGCAUUUUCUCAUCCAAACCGUGACAGCUAAAUGACCUUUAACCCCUUUAAGGUUAGCAUUCCAGACCUGUAACCUGUGUCUUUGGGACAUCAUAAACUAUAGUCUCUUCAUCGUUUUUCCUUACUUUGCCACUGCUAUGUAAUGUUUUAUUUAUUUAUUAUUUUGCUUGUUUAUUUUCCUCCUGAUCAUGUGAAGCACUUUGAAUUACCUUGUUGCUGAAAAUGUGAUAUGCUGAUUAAAUUUCAUUGCCUUUUGUCAUGUUUAAAGUCAGAAAGGAACAAAAUUCAGGACAAAAAAAACAAACUUGUGCUGCUCAUAGAACAUGGUGCAGCCACGUUUCAAGGAUGUGAAACUAACUUGGAGGUUAGUUUUAUCUUUUUUUUUUCCCAAGUUGUUCACUAAAAAUAAUUCCACCAGAAACAAGUAAAUAUAUAUAUUCCCUGUGUUAUUCCAGUGUGGCCUUAUUUAGCUCCUGCCUCACUGUCUGUGUGAAUAACUUAA
This is a messenger RNA of Gambusia affinis (western mosquitofish), 4403 nucleotides long. RefSeq names its product CMP-N-acetylneuraminate-beta-galactosamide-alpha-2,3-sialyltransferase 1-like. The coding region runs from base 117 to 1439 and encodes 440 amino acids. The transcript is spliced from 7 exons. Gene Ontology annotation, molecular function: beta-galactoside (CMP) alpha-2,3-sialyltransferase activity. The record is from RefSeq and is a predicted model, not a curated record. Lineage: Eukaryota; Metazoa; Chordata; Actinopteri; Cyprinodontiformes; Poeciliidae.